CCUUCGUAUCAUUUAUAGUACUUUAUUUUCGAAGCGUUAUCUCCGUCUUCCUCACGAUAUUCACGGAAAUCACGUACAGUAAUGCAAAGUAUACUACGACGAUCAGUACUCAUCAGCCUCAAGGGGUGGUGCCGCCGCCCGUAUUCUGUAAUGCGAACGCCUGACGUGGAAGUAGACAAUCUGGUUAUUGGAGGCGGUGUUGUUGGACUCGCUGUGGCCGAACGCCUAGCGAGGCAGCGAUCUCCUGAAUCGACCAUUUUGGUGGAACGACAUGGCAGAUUCGGGGAGGAGACCAGUUCUCGAAACAGUGAAGUGAUUCAUGCUGGUUUGUACUAUCCAGAAGACAGCUUAAAGACGAAACUGUGUAUUAGGGGGAAGAAAAUGCUGUACACCCUUCUUCAAGAUACAAAUAUACCUCACAAGAAGCUUGGCAAGUGGGUAGUGGCAGAAAAUGAAGACCAAACGAACUAUAUCAAAAACCUUCACGAGAAGUCAAAGCGAAUUGGGGUGCCAACUUAUUUCAUGACAGCAGAUGAAGCACACAAGGAAGAGCCAGAGAUAUUCGCACAUUCGGUUCUCGUAUCUCCAACAACAGGUAUUAUUGAUUCGCACAGCUAUUUGGAAUAUCUAGAAUCGAGUUUCUCCAGCUGCGGGGGCGAUAUUGCGCUAGGAAGUGAAGUUCGAUCCAUUCGGCCAGAUCACUUGGCAGGUGGCUAUUUAGUGGAGGUGGCCACACCACCUACUAGCGACAAACCCACUCUAGUCCUAGCAAAGCAUGUUUUUAAUUCUGCUGGCUUGCAUGCGGACAAAGUGGCUAACAUGCUAGUACCUAACUCUUUCAAGCUUUACUACGCCAAAGGUCAAUAUUUUGGAUACCGCAAAAAGUCUCCCGUCCGUAGGUUGAUCUACCCAUGUCCGGAAAAAAAUUUGGCAGGAUUAGGUACACAUCUUACACUGGAUAUGGCGGGUCGUUGUAAAUUCGGACCUGACGUCUUGUACGUGGACGGUUCGAACGACUACGCUGUAGCUGAUGAUGACCAAAAGCUAGAGCAGUUCGUCGAUGCUGUACGAAAGUAUUAUCCUAAUGUGGAUAAAUCAUCAUUUUAUCCUGACUACGCAGGUAUCAGGCCCAAACUGGCAGGUCCAGGAGCACCAUUCCAAGAUUUCAUCAUUAGAGAGGAAGCCGACUUCAAAAACUUUUACAAUUUGAUAGGUAUUGAAUCGCCCGGAUUGACGAGCUCCUUGGCAAUCGCUGAAUAUGUCGCUGAUCUUAUGGAGAAGUAGAAAUCAAAUGAUUCUUCACGUCAGCCAGUUGUUCUGAAAGAUCCUCUUUUCGUGUUUCCAAAAUAAAAAUAUAAAAUAAAAAGCUUGUUUCGGGAGUGACUGAAACCACCAUGCAAGAA
This is a messenger RNA of Umbelopsis ramanniana AG, 1403 nucleotides long. RefSeq lists its product as uncharacterized. The coding region runs from base 82 to 1284 and encodes 400 amino acids. Gene Ontology annotation, cellular component: mitochondrion. Gene Ontology annotation, molecular function: (S)-2-hydroxy-acid oxidase activity; (S)-2-hydroxyglutarate dehydrogenase activity. The transcript is spliced from 3 exons. The record is from RefSeq and is a predicted model, not a curated record. NCBI's taxonomy places the organism in Eukaryota, Fungi, Mucoromycota, Umbelopsidomycetes, Umbelopsidales, Umbelopsidaceae.